AUGUCUGGCCCAGACGCUGCAGAUGCAACGAGCGCCGUGGACACGGAGGAGUUCCGUCAGAUGCAGCUGUCGAUGCUGAAGCAGGAGAACGCGAGUCUCAGUCGGAGGCUGGACGAGUUGACCUUCAACUUGCACGCUCAUGAACAGGCCCAUUCGCCACACUUCGAGCAACCCAGCAUGCGGUCCACGUUGGGAGGGAGAUUCUCCGGCCUCUACUCGCGCCCUGAAAGUGUAGGGAAAGUUCCCAAGAGCAGAGACAUGCUGCUCGGCUUCCAGGGUAACCUUGCUUCUUGCGAUCGUGGGUCGUUGAGUGCAAAACUGCUACACCUCAAGCGACUACUUCAUCGGCGAAUCGAUUCAGGGACAUUUCCAACCAAGGAAUGUCUCCAGGAUUUCAAACAAAUGCUGUGCAGGCUGGAAUAUAUGAGAACGCCGGAAACUCAUGAGAGGAUCCGAAUCAUCUUGUCGCACAGAGUGGAUGACGACGUGAUGUCGUCUCUGAAGAAAGACAUCAUCACGAUCGUCUCUUUCACCCAGGGGCUCGAGCUAGCAGAAGAUUCCGUUUCAUUCGAGGUGAUAUCAGACGAUUUCCUGAGGAACUGCUCCUUUCUUUCUACACCCAGUGGAUUGAUUUCAAACUCAAGGUUGGCGGUUGUUCCAAUGAACGCUCUUGUUACUGACAUCACGGUUGCUUUCCAGCUCAUCUUUCAAGUUUUCGGACGACAAGAGGUGAGACAGUUUGCACUUGCCUUCACUCUUCUGAUCCAUCUUAGUGUCUCGGACUCCGAGCGGAACCCUGAGUUGGUCCGGAGCAGAAGCAACUCGCUCAGCAACUCGGGCUCGGAGUCUUCUUUCACCUUCAGCGUCAGCAUUGCAGAAUCAGGAGGCUGCUGUGAGCCAUCGACCCUGAACUACAAAGAAGCAAAGACUUACGAUGAAAGUUCGGAAAGGCUUCGGAUCAUCAUCGUGGGACUGAACCAUGAAGGUGCAACCGCGUCCGACUCGCCAAUGAAACUGAAGCUUGCGACUCUAAGUGAACUGUAUGCUCCAGUGUUCGAUGCUCACAGACCUCUGACUCAAUCGCUCGCCAGUUGCGAAAGAGAUUCGGUCGCGUGGCAGCAAGCUUUGCAGAACGUCUUCCCUGAAAGUUUGACGUCGUCGCUCAUCGUUUCAUGGAUGAGCAAAAAUGUUUCGAGUGGUGACCAGGUAGUCUAUGAUGAAGCAACCCUCAAGAUAUUCAGCUUACCUGUCGAUCUCCAGGAUGAUGCGGCGACUGUUGUGUGCUGUUACGAUAAGAUUGGUGGGAAUUCAACGGAAAUCUCCUUUUAUUAUCCGAACCACCUUCAGAAUUAUUUCAGGCAGAGGGGAAGAUUCUGCUCCAAGACUGAUGACUCGUUUGUUCGGGCGGUUCUUGCCGAUCAUAUCGACUCAAUCUGCUUCCACGAAUGGCUGGAUGGCACCUCGACUGACAGCGGGCAGCAACCAGUUGUGCAUAUCCCGGUGACAAUGCCGGAGUGGGUGGCCAUGUCUGUGCUACAUCUCUCCAGGAGCAACGACCCGUGGCUGUCGUUCCUGGUGUCUGAGCCCCAUCCAUUGAUGUCUGCUCGUUCCGAAGGACAUGCCUCCAUCACCAUCCACCAAGGCUGUCGCCCCCCCGUCGAAGGGGCCACUGCCACCAGUAUCAUCCUCUUCUUCGAGCUGGAGAGGCAGCAGGAGAUCAUUCGCCGCAAAGUGGCUUCGCUUGAGCGGCUGAUGCAGUGCAAGCUGUUUGUUGGCCAGAUGGAGUCCUUCACCCUCCGCCUCCAGUCCCAUGCAGAAGAGCUCUUCUCGGGCAUUCGGAUCAAGCAGGAGACGCCAAACACGCUCGAUGCUCUGUGCUCACAGUUGUCGUCCCUCAGCAUGCAGUGCGAGCAAUGUAUCGGACACGCCAUCGAUGCCGUCAAGGCCGUGGGGGAUGCUCCCAUCGGCGAGGAGGCAAUCUUGCAGCAGCAGCUUGGGAAGAUCCUGCAGGCUCGGAACGCGAAGCAGCAUGUGGACCGGCUCAAGGAUCAAGUGCAAGGAGCCCUGGCUCAGAAACUCGGCAAGUCUCCUUCACCAGGACGAGCAGCCAUGCCGGACGGUUACGUGCCUGCCGCGCCUCUUGGAAGCUGCAGCAAGGACACAGACGCUUCUCCCAGGGCUGUGUUGGUAACCAGCGAAGACAAGCAGGUUGUGAUGGAUAUGCUGAACCAGAUCGAGCAAGGGAUCCAGCUGCACAAGGAGCAGCAGGAACGGCUCAUUCAGUUCUGGCUCAAGCAGCAUGAUGUGGUGCGGGAGGAGCUCAACACGUUGCUGGAGAUGGCGAACUCUGCGGCUCAGGCGGAGAGCAUCGGAGUGGAGACGCUGCGAGGGAGGUUUGACCAAUACAUGGAAUUCCUGGAGGAUCACGAGAGGGUUGAGGACCAGAUGCUGUUUCCCCUCGUCAAGGCGCUUUUCCCCCAGAGUGCGGAGGCUGUGGACAGUGUACUAGAUCCAACGAGGCACAAGGGAGUGGAGGCGCUGAAUGCUCGUGUCGGGCGCUUGUUGCAGCAGCUGCAUGAGAGGAACAGGGCAGGAGAAGAGAUGGUUCUCAACACCAAGGAGAUGGGCCAGGUCGUCGACGCUCUAGAACGCCUCAACGACUAUAUGGUGGGGCACAUACAGUACGAGGAGGAGAUGACGAUGCCGUGGCUGCGCUCGGGGGAGGCGCUUACCAAGGUUGGCGCCAACCCUGUCCCCAUGGUAGCUUCACCGUCAUGA
Guillardia theta CCMP2712 is the source of this 2778-nucleotide messenger RNA. RefSeq lists its product as hypothetical. Lineage: Eukaryota; Cryptophyceae; Pyrenomonadales; Geminigeraceae. Bases 1 to 2778 code for a protein of 925 amino acids. The transcript has 5 exons. The record is from RefSeq and is a predicted model, not a curated record.